Molecule: messenger RNA, 572 nt
Organism: Trichoderma harzianum CBS 226.95
Lineage: Eukaryota; Fungi; Ascomycota; Sordariomycetes; Hypocreales; Hypocreaceae
Exons: 3
Coding region: 55-357 (100 amino acids)
Source: RefSeq, a predicted model, not a curated record
CGUAUUCGCAUAUUCUCAUCACCUCUAGCGUUCUUGUGGUUGCUUCCAGCUCAUAUGAUUCUUCUUCAGUAUACUGGUGGAGGUUCAGUACAGUUGAUAAGUAGUUUAUUUGUACACGAUUCCAAAACGCAAAAACGCAUGCGAAGGGCACUUACUAUACAAGCAUUUCCGUUGCGCAUCCUUCUCCAUUUCCCUUUUUUUACAUGGAUUUUUAUCUUGGUGAUAUCGUGGCAAUCAGGCUACAGUUCGUCUCGACACUAUCAGAAUGCGGCUUUGACACGACGACAUCUACCCUGCCUAACAGGCGCUUUUCCAACCCCCAAAUCAGCCCAUCCGCCCUACCAACACCUCAGCUAAUAUGCAAGAGACCAAAUAGUUUGAGAAAAAAAGAAAAUUAACAAGUCCAGACAGCCCUCACGACACCCUCUUCUUGAUACCCCGCCAGGCCGAGUGAUUAGCCCGCCUCACUUCCCGAUCUGCCCAACUCCACCCCCCGCAUCCAAGCGGCCGAGACUCGGAGGCAGACUCGAAACUCGCCGCAUGACACUUGGAAUUGGCGAUGGCUUCGUCAU